Messenger RNA from Acipenser ruthenus (sterlet), 6292 nucleotides. Its product is annotated as serine/threonine-protein kinase DCLK1. Gene Ontology annotation, biological process: retina development in camera-type eye; photoreceptor cell development; intracellular signal transduction. Gene Ontology annotation, molecular function: ATP binding; protein kinase activity. The transcript has 18 exons. The record is from RefSeq and is a predicted model, not a curated record. The coding region runs from base 252 to 2450 and encodes 732 amino acids. NCBI's taxonomy places the organism in Eukaryota, Metazoa, Chordata, Actinopteri, Acipenseriformes, Acipenseridae. Gene Ontology annotation, cellular component: axoneme.
GGCUAAUGCAAAUCACUGAAAUAACACAGCAGCAGAAGAAAGCAUCUGUGCAACCCAGGCUCACCAUCAGACACACAAGCAGGGAAUCAGAGAGCACGACAAAGACGUCCGGCUUUACGCUGCAGUAUCAAUCACAAUACAAUAAAGAAAAGGACGCUUUAAAAACGGUGUGGUCUAUGAAUCUGGCAAAUACAUCUUAGCCAAGAAAACACAGUACAGUACCCGGAAUCAUAGGUUAUAAACCAUUGAAGAUGUCCUUUGAGAGAGACAUGGAGUUUGAGCACUUUGACGAGCGAGAUAAAGCACAGAGGUAUAAUCGAGGAAGCUCACGGGCAAAUGGUUUGCAAAGCCCCACUCAUAGCGCCCAUUGCAGCCUGUACCGAACCCGCACCCUGCAAGCACUCAGCUCUGAGAAGAAGGCGAAGAAAGUUCGCUUUUACCGCAACGGAGACCGGUACUUUAACGGGAUCGUGUACGCCAUCUCUCCAGACAGGUUUAGGUCUUUCGGUGCUCUGCUGGCUGAUCUAACCAGGGCUCUGUCUGAUAAUGUAAACUUACCACAGGGAGUGAGGACCAUCUAUACAAUUGAUGGCGACAGAAAAAUCUCCUCCCUGGAUCAGCUGAUGGAAGGUGAAAGCUAUGUGUGCGGCUCAAUAGAAUCCUUCAAGAAACUAGAGUACACAAAGAAUGUAAACCCGAACUGGUCAGUGAAUGUCAAGACGCUGGCCACCGCCCGCACCUCGCCUUCCCUGGGUGGCUCCAAGGCCAGCCCUGUCGAGGCCAUAGAGAGCAAAGACUUCAUCCGGCCCAAGCUGGUCACUAUCAUCCGCAGUGGCGUGAAGCCCCGCAAAGCCGUCCGGAUUCUCCUUAACAAGAAGACGGCCCACUCCUUUGAUCAAGUCCUCACAGACAUCACGGACGCCAUCAAGCUGGACAGUGGGGUGGUGAAACGAAUCUACACACUGGAUGGGAAACAGGUGUUGUGCCUUCAGGAUUUCUUUGGAGAAGAUGAUAUUUUUAUUGCGUGUGGACCAGAGAAGUUCCGCUAUCAGGAUGACUUCCUUCUUGAUGAAAGUGAAUGUAGAGUGGUGAAAUCUACUUCGUACAAUAAAAUAGCGAUGGUGCCAGGUAGGAGUACUGCUAAGAGCCCGGGCUCCUCAAGGCGUAGCAAGUCCCCAGCUUCUACAGGCUCAGUCAAUGGGACUCCUGGCAGCCAGCUGUCUACCCCACGGUCUGGAAAGUCCCCAAGUCCAUCACCUACCAGCCCCGGGAGCCUGCGCAAGCACAGGAGUUCUCAGCACAGCGGUUCCUCAGUAUCUUUAGCGUCUACAAAGGUCUGUAGCUCAAUGGAUGAAAACGAUGGACCAGGGAGUGAAGUAGAAGUGAUGGAGGAAGGUCCCCAAGUUCCAGCCUCAAUUGCAGAGAGAUACAAGGUGGGAAGGACAAUAGGAGAUGGCAAUUUCGCAAUAGUACGGGAAUGUGUAGAGAGGUCAACUGGCAGAGAAUAUGCUUUGAAAAUUAUCAACAAAAGCAAGUGCAGAGGAAAAGAACACAUGAUACAAAAUGAAGUUUCUAUUCUCAGAAGGGUAAAACAUCCAAAUAUUGUUCUAUUAAUUGAGGAAAUGGACACAUAUACUGAGCUUUACCUCGUCAUGGAACUUGUCAAGGGGGGCGAUCUCUUUGAUGCCAUUACUUCCACUAACAAAUACACAGAGCGAGAUGCCAGUGGGAUGCUGUACAAUCUAGUCUGCGCUAUCAAAUACCUGCAUAGCCUUAACAUCGUCCACAGAGACAUCAAACCUGAAAACCUUCUGGUUUAUGAACACCAAGACGGUAGCAAAUCCCUAAAGCUUGGUGAUUUUGGCCUAGCCACAGUCGUCGAUGGACCUCUGUACACAGUUUGUGGAACCCCAACAUAUGUAGCACCAGAGAUCAUUGCAGAGACUGGAUACGGCCUGAAGGUGGACCUCUGGGCUGCAGGCGUGAUCUCAUACAUCCUGCUCUGUGGCUUCCCUCCAUUUCGGGGAAGCAGUGAGGAUCAGGAAGUCCUCUUUGACCAGAUUUUAAUGGGGCAGCUGGAUUUCCCCUCUCCAUACUGGGACCACAUUUCAGACUCUGCCAAGGAGCUAAUCACGUUGAUGCUGCAGGUGGAGGUAGACCAGCGGUAUUCUGCAUUGCAGGUGCUGGACCAUCCUUGGGUCAAUGAUGACGGGAUGCCAGAGAACGAGCAUCAACUCUCAGUAGCCGGAAAGAUCAAGAAACACUUCAACACAGGUCCCAAACCCAAUAGCACCACAGCUGGAGUAUCUGUUAUAACACUGGACCACGGGUUUACCAUCAAGAGAUCAGGGUCAUUGGACUACUACCAACAACCAGGAAUGUAUUGGAUAAGACCACCGCUCUUGAUAAGGAGAGGCAGGUUUUCCGACGAAGACGCAACCAGGAUGUGAGGAAGAUGUACGGGGCACAGCACACCACCACCACAGCAGAGCUGACCUCGGAAUCAGAAGACUACUCACCCAGCUCGUCGGAGACCGUCCGCUCACCUAACUCACCUUUUUAACACUCCCCUUUGUCAAACAAACCCAGUUGCCUGACCCUUUGAACGCUACAUUUUUUUUUUGUGUAUUUAUGUUUUAAGUUAUGUUUGAACAGCUACAGCCCUGCAAAGCUUUAUACUUAAUUACAUGUAUUGGUCAGGUUGGAGCUGCUGUAUUGAACGGAUGAUCUGCAGUGGAGACUAGAAGCAAUGUUCCAAUAAUAGUUAAUCCUUCACUCUUUCCAGUUAGAUUGGAUGUCACAUUAAGCAACAGAAAGUGAUGGCACUUACAUGCAAACCAAUCUGUAUAUAUGACUUGGUAGAUCUGCAAUUAUGAUCUGUGUAGUAAAAUGGUCUUGAGCAUAUUAAUUUCAAUAGGUGGUUAUAUAAUACAUGUCCAGCAGGUGGUGUUUGUAUAAAUACAAAUGGUCAGUUCUGGGUUUAACCAAUUAGAGAGAUCAUUUAUUGGACAGUGUGAAUGCCAGGAGAUAAUUGGUUCCGAGCUAAGCAACAUUUGGAAUUUUAAGACAGCAUUAAAUAAAAAAUAAAAAAAAACAAGAUUACUUUAAUUUUUGUAUUCAAAUUGGAUUCUAAAUGGAUAACAAAAUUGUUUGACUUUCAAAAUGCAUGCCAAGCAAGUAAAAUAUGCAAAUGAGCUUGAAUGAAUUAAAUACAUGUAUAAUUCCUAAAUAUUCAUCAGCUUUGGCUUACGGAAAUAUAAUGCAAUAAUGAUCAUCACGUAGCCUUUUUAAAUCUUUUUUUUUCUUAAAUAAUCCAUUUUGAGUCCAAAAUGAAUCUAUAAAUAAUAAAGUCUACAGAAAAUAUGCGAUGUAAAAACUUUGUUCUCAAUUGGAGUGCAGAUACACGAAAGUGAAUAGGAUACUUUUUUCUUGCAGUGUAAGUUUUCUAGAACUCUGUGACACGGUAGCCUCACAGCCCACAUGGUAUUUGCAGGGAGAGGAGACUCAGACACAGAAAGCUGCAAGUUAAAUUGCGCAAAUGUGCUCUUUAAUAAACAAAUAAACAAAAAUAACAGACAAAACACACUGAACAAAAUAAAGGGCACAAGGGCCAAAACAAAAGGUUCUACAAAAACUCACAAACGUAAACAAGACAGCACAGCACACCAUAGACCAUAGACCAUAGACCAUAGACCAUAGACCAUAGACCAUAGACCAUAGACCAUAGACCAUAGACCACCUCUAUCACCAACAUGAAUCCUACUAACCUCUAACACCCAUGAACACCUAUUUUAUACACCUGUGGCUGGAGCCUAAUUAAUCAUUUAGUCAUUUAUUCAAUUGUCGGCUCCAGCCACAUUCUCACAUGUUUUGACAGGGUGAAAUGUAGCCUCCUCCCUGCCAACCUAAUAUUCCCCAUACAACACGCACCUGUGCACCGGCAGGGCUUUCACCCUGCCACACUGCCACAAACCCAAAUCUCAGACAGGAGUAAACUAGCCACAUUAGCUAACAAUGUGCACUCUAUGCAAACUGGCAGUUAACCAAAUUAAAUCCUGGUAGUCAUACCUUUCUCUAACUGGCAAGGACUCUGGUAGCACUUUGAACUGUUUUUUCACAUUUAAGAGGGAAGGAUUAGCUUCAUAUUGUGUGGUUACUGCAGAUGAGUGCACAAGUAAGAAUGUUUUUUCAUCUUCUUUUUGUAUGAUAUUUUUUAUUUAGAUAAGAAGAUGCCAGGUUUCAAAGGAAGAAUGGGUUAAUUUUUUAUGCUGCAUUGUCGAGGGAUAGUCGUAUUUUUUUUAUGAAAAAAGGUUAUGCACAAUGCAGAUCUGUGCACAAGUAGAACGGUUAUUGUUUUAAUAAAGCGUUAGUGAUACCGUACUGUAUAUUACAUUUUUUAACUUAAAGGGUGAGGCAAUUUGGAGAAAAGAAAUUGGAAAUGGUGAAUAUCUUUUUUUUCAGUUUUUCUUUUUAUUUAUUUGUUCAAGCGAGGAAAUUGCUGCAGUGAUACAGUAUGUGCACAAUAUUUCGUUCUAGCACAAGUUAGCUCUCUGAGUACUGAGCUGUGUUUAUCUAUCUAUUUAUUUUCUGCACCGCAAAUUGCAGCUACUGAAUGGAAAUAGGCAGAGGGUAUUCAACAGAACUCAAUGGAUCAGUUAUCUUUUAACAAAAAUUCAAACCCAUUAAAACCUCCUGAUACAACACCCACACCGCAUUGUGCGAAACUCUGCCUUCACGAUGACUCCCUCUCUAGAGUAUGGGUGCUUUAGUUAUGGUGCUGAAAAUAAUUGCGUACACAGUAUUCAAUUGAUGUAGUCAUUUAGGUAGAGUGUGUUCAUUUUACAUACAACUCCGGAGCUGAUGUCUUGAUUCUGAAGAGCUGUAGUGUUACUGUGUCGACCUCAAUCCUGGAUAUCUGGGUCAAUUUCGGAUGCUUUUAAGUAGCCCACUCAGUAGCUCUGUAGUGUAAACCAUGCACUGAAAUAAAUGUAGCCCAUACCCAGAGAUGUUCAUGAACCCUUAAUAGGGCACUGAAUUAUUAAGGCUCUGGGCAAGUACGUAGGUGAAAUGCUUUUUAAACACACUGUCUGGUCUAGGUGGCUUCAUCAUAUCAGAGCAGUAAGAAACCUUAACCCUCUUUAUCCUGGUUAUACCCCUAUGGUUUUUGUUGGUUUUAUACCUUUAAUGCAAAUCUGUUAUAUGUAUCAAAGAUAGUGUAAACCCCCAAGCUCUUAGAGUAGAACUAUCAAAGGUGAAUUAGAAACUGCAAAAAAAUUACAGUAGGUCUAUUGACUAUGAACACAGCUAUGAAUACAGCUGUGCUGUAUCUCAGAUAACAUCAACUACUACUGCAGUGGUAUCCAGAAAAAUCAGAUUACACAACUUUUACUGUACUCGGCAAUAUAUAAUCUAUGUAGUUAAAUGUUUGAGUGUGCAUAUAUAUAUAUAUAUAUAUAUAUAUAUAUAUAUAUAUAUAUAUAUAUAUAUAUAUAUAUAUACACGUAUGUUUUUUUUGUGUUUCAAAACUAAAGACUUUCUUGUGGAUAAACCAAACGCAAAAGGAAGCAUACAUAAAGUGACUGCAGUUCUCAAAGGGUUAACAGAAAAGCACAAAAGCAUGUAAUUACAAUACUGGUGUAUCUAUCUGCUUCUCUAUUUAGCCAGCCUUUGCUGCUUGUAGUCACAAAAUGCUUUUAUUAAUGUGUUUCAGUUAAAAAAAACUUUUUUAUGUGAUUGUCUACAACAUUUCCUUAACCAAAUUCUUAAAUUAAAAUACUUCAGACUUACAUUUUCAAUGAAUGUUAUUAAAUAAAAUAUUUAUCAGUAAUAGUGUUUGACUAUAGGUAUACAGUUUAAUAAAUUAAAUAUGUUAUGAGGAAAACAUUUUUAAAUACUUGACAUUAGGAUUUCAUUGGUGGCUUUCAUUGGUGACGUGGACUGUCUACCCACAAUUCACUGGCAAGAGCAGUAUUGGACGAAGGACAUACUAAGAUAUAGAUUCUCUCUUUGAUAUUUACCUAGUUUAUCAAUGCUAAAUUGUUAUAUUAGACUACUCAUUGAUUGUGAACACCUUUGAAGGCAAGAGAGAUUCAUGUAUUUGAACAUCUUUGAUUUUUAAUGUUAUUGGCAUUGUAGAACAAAAUAGUCCUGUUGUUAAACCCAGCGACAUGGUGUUUAACAUGCAGUCAUGUAAAAUGUCAUUGCUUUUCAGUAGCAAUCAUCGGACUUCAUGUGGUGCAUUCAGCAGUUAACAAGCCAAUCCUGUGAAUAAACAAUUUAUUCAAAAACAAAA